AUGACUAGUUCAAUUUUAAGUAAGGUAAAGUUUUAUUUCAAAUGCACAGUUUGUGCUUUAAUUAUUGCAGCAAGUGCUUUGUAUGGUGUUAUUUGCUCGAUAUUAUUAAGGAUUGUUGGUAAAAUCGAGUAUGCUCAGUAUUCAGUUGCUAGAACCUUUUUUUACACUUGUAGGUUUCUUCUAGGAAUCAACAUCAAGAUUAAAAAUGAACAUCUCCUUACAGAGUUGCCAGCUAUUGUUAUUUCAAAUCACCAGUCUGCUCUUGAUAUUCAUGUGUUGGGCAGAAUCUUCCAACCUGGUUAUACAGUUACAAGCAAGGAUUCAUUAAAGUAUACUCCAUUUUUGGGCUGGUUUAUGCUUCUCAGUGGUACUUUCUUUUUAAACAGAAGUAAAUCGAGUCAAGCUAGAAAAGUAUUGAAUGGCGCAUUGCAGGAUUUGAAAAACCAGAAAAGAGCAUUGUUUAUGUUCCCUGAAGGAACAAGAUCGGCUUCGCGGUCUUUAGAUAUGUUGCCCUUUAAGAAAGGAGCGUUCCAUUUGGCAAAGGAGGCAGGAAUACCCAUUAUCCCUGUAGUUGUUAGCAACACCUCAACAAUAUUCGAUGCAAAGAACAAGAUUUUCAACACUGGGGAAAUCAAUAUCGAAGUUUUGCCUCCUGUGUCAACAGCUUGCUUAGAGACUAACGAAGACGUUACAAAAUUAUGUGCCGAUGUCAGAAAAUCAAUGAUUGACAAAUUGAAGAGCAUAGGUUAUUCAAAAGUUCCCGGCGUGAAACCAAACCAAGAUGAUUACUCAACAGAAGAUGAAGAUGAAGAUGAAAAUGACACUAAUUCUGAGAUCGAGGUGAUUAGCGAGGGAACUCCGUUAGUAUCUGGUGACUAA
This is a messenger RNA of Lodderomyces oxycetoniae, 879 nucleotides long. RefSeq names its product 1-acylglycerol-3-phosphate O-acyltransferase (gene SLC1). NCBI's taxonomy places the organism in Eukaryota, Fungi, Ascomycota, Pichiomycetes, Serinales, Debaryomycetaceae. The record is from RefSeq and is a predicted model, not a curated record. The coding region runs from base 1 to 879 and encodes 292 amino acids. Gene Ontology annotation, molecular function: 1-acylglycerol-3-phosphate O-acyltransferase activity. The transcript has a single exon. Gene Ontology annotation, biological process: phosphatidic acid biosynthetic process. Gene Ontology annotation, cellular component: membrane; endoplasmic reticulum.